This is a messenger RNA of Ilex paraguariensis (yerba mate), 882 nucleotides long. NCBI's taxonomy places the organism in Eukaryota, Viridiplantae, Streptophyta, Magnoliopsida, Aquifoliales, Aquifoliaceae. The record is from the annotation of a GenBank genome assembly.
AUGGAUUUCUUACUUCCACACCUUAACACUGCCAUAGCUGGAAUCUUUGCUGCACUUUUUGUUCUAUUUUUCUUGCUUUGGAGGUCUAAAACUGUUAAGACUACAGUCAGUAAAAGGUUAGCACCUGAAGCUGGUGGUGCAUGGCCCAUAGUUGGUCACCUUCACCUCUUUGGAGGGUAUCAGGUUCCACACAUAACCUUGGGAGCCAUGCCUGACCAGUACGGUCCGGUCUUCACCAUCCAGCUCGGGGUACACCGAGCCUUGGUUGUGAGUAGUUGGGAGAUGGCUGAGGAGUUGUUCACUACCCACGAUUUGGCCAUAUCAUCGCGUCCCAACUUUGUGGUAUCUAAACACUUGGGUUACAACUCUGCAAUGUUUGGGUUCUCUCCUUAUGGUGAAUAUUGGCGUCAAUUGAGCAAAAUAACCUCCCUGGAACUACUUUCAAAUCGACGGCUUGAACUGCUCAAGCAUAUUCGUAUCUCUGAAACGGAGACCUCCAUGAAAGAACUUUACAAGCUUUGGGCAGAGAAGAAAGACAGACGACAAGGCUGCAAUGCGGUGCAGAAGGUGAUGAGGGAUUUCUUUAAUUAUAUUGGUCUCUUUGCCGUGGCUGACAACCUUCCUUUCCUGGGGUGGUUGGAUUUGGGUGGAUAUGAGAAGGCCAUGAAAGAAACUGGAAAAGAGAUGGACCACAUUUUCGAAGAAUGGUUGCAGGAGCAUCGUCGAAAGAGAGAUGUAGGGAACGCUAGCAGCGAACAAGACUUCAUCGACGUGAUGCUGUCGAUUACAGAAGAGGCAGAACUUGCUGGUUUCGAUGCUGAUACAAUAACCAAAGCCACGUGUAUGGUAAGUAUUCGCCUUGAAAAGAGAAAGCCUCAUUGA